Molecule: messenger RNA, 3331 nt
Organism: Anoplopoma fimbria (sablefish)
Lineage: Eukaryota; Metazoa; Chordata; Actinopteri; Perciformes; Anoplopomatidae
Gene: mctp1b
Product: multiple C2 domains, transmembrane 1b
Exons: 20
Coding region: 55-2673 (872 amino acids)
Biological process (GO): regulation of neurotransmitter secretion
Cellular component (GO): synaptic vesicle membrane
Molecular function (GO): calcium ion binding
Source: RefSeq, a predicted model, not a curated record
GGUGUUCUGGUGUUUUCUCCCCGCUGUGAUGCUUCCAUAAGUCCGUCUGCAGACAUGGAGCCGAGCGACGCGGAGGAGAGUGAGAGCGGCGCGGCGCGGCAGGCGAACACGAUGUGGAAACAGUUCCAAGCCCGAGCAAAGCCGCUGCUCAGCCCGGUGCUGGGCUCCAGAGAGCCCGAGGAGAGGAAGGAGAAGGGCGGCUGGGUGUUCAAGAAGAUGAAGAGGAAGGAGCACUCCGUCCUGGACCGGGUGAUCUCCUCCUCUCAGCCCGACCUGCUCUUCUCCGCUCCGGCGGCGGAGGAUGCGGCAGGCGCGGCGGGUGCGGCGGGUGCGGCGGGUGCGGCAGGCGCGGCGGCUCAGCUCUGCGGCAAAGCGGCCGCUGGAGGACCCGGACUCUGCCUGAAGAAGCCCACGGUGGCCUACCUGGUGCAGUCCCACCACAAGAGCUCCUCUCUGGGGUCUGCGUGCCUGGAGAGGCUGGCCGAACCCCCGAGCGGCAGAAGCGGCAGAAGCGGCAGCGACGCGGCGAGAGCUGUCCCUGCGGCGGAGGACGCGCAGCCGAGCAUGGCGGUCCCGUCCUCCUCGGGGGCCCCGUCCUCCUCGGACCGAGCCCUCCCCAGCUCAGGGAUGUACAAGCUGGAGAUCGAGCUGAAGAGAGGAAACAAUCUGGCCGUCAGAGACAGAGGAGGCAGCAGUGAUCCGUACGUGAAGUUCAAGCUCGCUGGUAAAGAAGUGUUCAGAAGCAAAACCAUCCACAAGAACCUCAACCCAGUGUGGGAAGAGAAGACCACUCUGAUAAUGGACUGUCUGAGCGACCCUCUGUAUGUGAAGGUGUUCGACUACGACUUCGGCCUUCAGGAUGACUUCAUGGGUUCAGCGUAUCUUUACCUGGAGUCUCUGGAGCAGCAGAGGACGAUACCUGUGACUCUGAAACUGGAGGACCCCCAUCACCCGGAUCAGGACCUGGGCUCUCUGGAUCUGAGCGUCACCCUGACGCCUAAAGACAGUCCGUUAGAGGAGCGACGAGACUCCACGCACCAGCAGUCAAUGCGUCUCUCGGAGCUUCAUCGUAAAUCGCAGCUCUGGCGCGGCAUCGUUAGCAUCGCGCUGAUCGAAGGCCGGAACCUGAUCCCCAUGGACCCCAACGGUCUGAGCGACCCGUACGUCAAGUUCAGACUGGGACCCCAGAAGUACCGCAGCAAGACGGUGCCGAAGACCCUGAGUCCUCAGUGGAGGGAGCAGUUUGACCUCCACAUGUACGAAGAGACCGGAGGAAUUCUGGAGAUCACAGUGUGGGACAAAGACACCGGGAGGAGAGACGACUUCAUUGGACGCUGUCAGAUGGACCUCUCCACUCUGUCCAAGGAGAGAACUCACCACCGGGAGCUGAACCUGGAGGAGUCCCGGGGCGUCCUGGUGCUGCUGGUCACGCUGACGGCCUCCGCCCACGUCUCCAUCGCCGACCUCUCCGUCACGCCGCUGGACGACCCGCUGGAGCGCCGCGACAUCCUCAAACGCUACAGCGCGAUGAAGUCGUUCUCCAACCUCAAAGACGUCGGCAUCGUCCAGGUGAAGGUGAUGAGAGCCGAAGGACUCAUGGUGGCAGACGUUACCGGUAAAAGUGAUCCGUUCUGUGUUCUGGAGCUGAACAAUGACCGACUUCAGACUCACACAGUUUACAAGAACCUGAACCCAGAGUGGAACAAAGUCUUCACCUUCAACGUUAAAGACAUCCACUCAGUGUUGGAGGUGACGGUGUUUGAUGAGGACAGAGACCGGAGCGCUGACUUCCUGGGAAAAGUGGCAAUACCUUUAUUAUAUAUCCGAAACGGUGAACGGAAGAGUUACACGUUGAAGAACAAAGAGCUGACGGGACCGACGAAAGGAGUCAUCUACCUGGAGAUGGACGUCAUCUACAACUCUGUUAAAGCUGCUCUGAAGACCGUCGUUCCUGCAGAACAGAAAUACAUCGAGGAAGAACCAAAAGUCUCCAAGCAGAUGCUGCAGCAGAACUUUAACCGGGUGAAGAGGUGCAUCAUGGUCCUGAUCAGCUACGGGACGUAUAUCAACAGCUGCUUUGAGUGGGAGUCUGCACAGAGGAGCAUCAUCUCCUUUGUGCUGUUCGUGGUGGUCGUGUGGAACUUCGAGCUCUACAUGCUGCCAAUGGCUCUUCUGCUGCUGCUGGUCUGGAACUACGUCUUCUCCUCGAGCAGAGAAACAUGUGAAACGUCCAUGGAGGCCAUGUUUGAAUGGGAGGCAGAAGAGGAGGAUAAAGAUGAGAAGGAUUCGGAGCCGAAGGGCUUCAUGGAUAAACUGUACGCCAUCCAGGACGUGUUCGUCAGCGUGCAGAGCGCUCUGGACGACGUGGCGUCGUACGGAGAGAGGAUCAAGAACACCGUGAACUGGACCGUGCCUUUCCUCAGCUGGCUGGCGAUCGCUGCCUUGUGUUCGGCCACAGUUCUUCUCUACCUCAUUCCUCUCAGAUACCUGGUGCUGGCCUGGGGUGUGAACAAGUUCACCAAGAAGCUUCGUGAUCCGUAUCUGAUCGACAACAACGAGCUGCUGGACUUCCUGUCCAGAGUCCCGUCUGAUGUUCAAGUGGUGCAGUACCGGGAGCUGAGGGUGGACCCCGGACACAGUCCCAGCAAACGCAGGAGGAUCAACCCGAGUUAGCGGCUCGUCGUCGCUCCUCUCUCCUGUAAACUCUGUAAACUACGUUAUUUAUAUAUUUCUUGUAUAUUUUGAUUAUUCUGAAGAAGUUUUAUCUGCUGAGCUGUUGUUGUUUUUUUGGUUUUGUUACUGUGGAAAGAUUUAUUUUCUAAAUCUUGUAAAGAAAUGCUGUUAAUGUUUUUUUAUUUCUUGUAAAAACACACAGAAUGAAUAAUAAUAAUAAUAAUAAUGUUUAUUAUUAUUAUUAUUAUUAUUAUUAUUACACAGAGUAUGCAUGACUGAAGCUGCUGCUGCAUGGAGGUGUUUUAUAUUCCUUAUGUGUGUGUCGGUGUCUGAUGUCACUCUGAAGGUAGAGCUGCAUGUUGUAGCUGUUAUCACUCUUCCUCCAUAUAUGACAGUAUUUAUACACACUCAGUAAAUAAUGCCUGGUAUGAAAACACAUGUCGGAUCCACAGCAUGUUGAAUUCACAAACUGCUCCUUUAUUUGCACAAAUAGAGUCAUCUGGAUUUCAGUACGGGAAGCUACGGCGGCCUGUAAGGGCCACUGUAGGUGAAAAAUAAAUGCAUAAAUAAAUAAUGGAGGACGGGGAUAAUAAACAGAGACAAAUGGAGUUAAUUUACAAAAAAAUGCACAAAUUUACAAUUUAAGAUCAGAGAUAUA